AUUUGAUAUUAAAUAGUCAUCACCAUUAUUUAGAUUGUUGAGUUAACAAUUAAAUUGUUCAGUUUCAAAUUAGAUUGUUGGAUAAAUUAACUUUUUGUUUUUCUUUUAUUCUCAUCAAAUGUUAUAUUAUCAUCACAUUAACUUUGAUAUUGAACAAAAAAAAAGGUGAUUUCGUUUUCAUCGUUGAUGGUUGAUGUUAAUUGUUAAUUAGCUCAUGAUCAAAAUGAGUAUCAUCUUCAUCAGAAUGAUUUAAAAUUAACCAAGCUUAAAUUGUCAGACAAUGAAUCUUUUUGAUUAAUCCAAGCUGAUCGACCUGAAUUCAAUUUCAUUCAUCCAUAUGUAACUAUUACUUUUACAAUUAACCAAAAUGAGUAACAAUUAACCAAUUGUAACAGUUAUUAUAAAGCCUAAUUCUGAUUCUUUUCAGAUUCAUUAGAUGAUUAAACAAUUGCAAUCAAUCAAAUAGUCGAUUUAAUCACAGUAUAUUAAUACUAUCAAAUCAAUGGUUCACUAAACCUGAAAGAGAGACCAUUUUAAUUGUUAAGACAAUCAAAUAGUUAAUCAUUAAAUUGGCUAAUCUCAGGUUUAAUUAUCAGUUUUCCCAAGAACGAUUAAGUUAUGGUCAAAGUAAAAGGUUAUUCAAAACUUGAUGGAUUAAAUAAAUUGCAAUCAACUAAAUUGUCAGCAAUGAGCGAAAGUAAACCAGAUAAACCAAAGAGUAAAUGUCGAUGUUCACCAUUUACUUUCCUUCGUCGAUUGAUUGGAAUUGGACUAUUCACUUAUGCGUUCAUCGAGUGUUUCGAUCAGAUUCAUGAAUUGACAGCCGAUUAUCUGAGACAUGAAGUAAUCGAAUCAGUUUCCGAUCAUAUUGAAGAUUUUGUGGAACCUCCAAAUUUUUCAUUCUGUUUUGAUCUUCUCUCAACAAUUAAUUCAACCCAAUUGUUGAAAGCUCAUCCACACUUAAGUGAUGAAAUUGAUAAAAUUCGUAAACAAGAGCCACAAUAUAACAAUUGGACCGAAAGUGCCAUCAUUCAUGAUUAUACUCAAGGUCCUACUUUGGUUUUCAAUUUAACCCUACAAGAGAUUUUCAAACUUUUACCUCCUUUCAAAAUUUCAAUUGUGGCCUGUCAAUAUUUAAACGAUCAAUUGAAGCUCGAAAAUUGUGACCAUUCAUAUUUUACCGAAUAUAUUUUCAAUCAAAUGAUUUGCAAUGAAUUCAUUUGGCAUCCAAUUAAUAGCACAAUUAAAGCGAUUAAAUUUCCUUAUGAUGGUAUUAAGAUUCCCGGUUUUCAGAAUACCCGAUUCUUGGCUUUAUACCUUGACCUUAGCCACUUGUUGAAUGUUACCGUUAUGUCGGUCAUGGCCCAUUCAUCGAACGAGGUUUCCUGGGAUCCUGAGGCGACGACACUUGAAAUGUACCCUGAAUAUGGUGAGGCCAAAAUUUAUGGACUUUCCUAUCAUAAAACCUCACGAAGAUCAUUACCAUCGCCAUGGCAGUCAAAUUGUACCGAUUUCACGGAGACUCCUUACAUCUCAAGGCAGGAUUGUCUACAGAACUGUUCGGUUUUCCGAUUCAUCAAUAAAACCUCACGAAUCCCUCGAUAUGCGAUAAUCAGAUCAUUCGAUGAGAAUAAAAUUCUUCAUGAUUAUAAGGAACGGGAACAUUAUCAAGGAUUCAUUCAAAGAUUAUCAGAAAAUUGUAACAAAAUCUGUGGUACUUCUGAUUGUUAUUCCGAAGAUUUCAGCUUGGCAGUUCUUUAUUCACCUCGACAAUCAAUUCAUUCGGGUAAAAAGUUAAUCAUUCACAUUUAUCCACCAACGAAGCCCGAUACAGCGGUCAACACUUCGCCCUCAUUGACCUUCCAGUAUUAUUUUGCCUCCAUUGGAGGAACAUUGGGAAUUUGGUUUGGUUUCUCAUUCUAUUCGUGUUUAAUAUUUCUCUUUGAUACAACACCAAAGAUAAUUAACACAAUUAAAAGUUGUUGUUCACGAAAAUCAAAGAAAACUAAACAAUCAGCACCAUUGAAAAACGAAAAUAAUCAAAUCAAUGGCGAUCAAAAUAUUGGACAAUCAACAGAUCGAUACUAG
Molecule: messenger RNA, 2088 nt
Organism: Panonychus citri (citrus red mite)
Lineage: Eukaryota; Metazoa; Arthropoda; Arachnida; Trombidiformes; Tetranychidae
Exons: 4
Coding region: 619-2088 (489 amino acids)
Biological process (GO): sodium ion transport
Cellular component (GO): membrane
Molecular function (GO): sodium channel activity
Source: RefSeq, a predicted model, not a curated record